AAGAGAGAUUUUCAACCAUGCCUGAGCCAGCGAAGUCCGCACCUAAGAAGGGAUCCAAGAAAGCCGUGACCAAGACGGCAGGAAAAGGAGGAAAGAAGCGUAGAAAGACCAGGAAGGAGAGCUAUGCCAUCUACGUGUACAAGGUCCUGAAGCAGGUCCACCCCGACACCGGUAUCUCCUCCAAGGCGAUGGGCAUCAUGAACUCGUUCGUGAAUGACAUCUUCGAGCGCAUCGCUGGAGAGGCUUCUCGCUUGGCUCACUACAACAAGAGGUCCACCAUCACCUCCAGGGAGAUCCAGACCGCAGUGCGUCUGCUUCUGCCCGGUGAGCUGGCCAAGCACGCCGUGUCCGAGGGAACCAAGGCCGUUACUAAGUACACCAGCUCCAAGUAAUUGCUUAAUUAAUUGACUUAAAAACAAAGGCUCUUUUAAGAGCCGCCCAUCUGCUCUAUUGAAAGCUGUUUAUUCCAAUGAAUGCACGACCGGUACAGUGUGAUAACUCGUUGGAGGAUCUAUGCUAAUUGAAAUAUUUAGUUUUUCUCUCUCAAAAUAAAAAAAAAACAAUAACGGAGGAAGUAGGUUCUCUAUGCUAGUGAUGGAAGGUACUAGUGCUUCCUCACUGGUCUUGACCACUAUAUACUAGUAGUCCCUGUAUCCUCCCUAUCUGAUGGGUUUGUUAUCUUACAUGAGAAAUCUGUCCAAUCAUAAUAACCGGGAGCUCAGUUGCAUUUAUGUUCAUGGAGUAGGCUACUGGUCAGACAAAAACGUAAACAAAUCGGUGCUAUCUGUUAAAGCAGCCAAAGCGCGUACAAGCUACUGUGGCAUGCGAAAUCUUACCUUUGUGCCUGCUAGCAAAGAUCGUAUAGUUACUUUAUAAACCGUCUCUGCUGCUAGCAAAUGCUGUGCAACAUGAGCAGUGUCCUUACAUGAGACUACCGUGCGAGUUCAACCCAGUUAUUGAGAAUGAACAGUAUGAAUCCCGUAGACAUUGCCUGUCACUGUCAGCCUACCUCCUGUAGCCUGAAGUCCAUACCGAAGUCGCUCUCCUGUGCCCCCCCCCCCCAUUCCCACGGAGACCAUUUUUUAAAAGUAUGUAUUUAUUAAUAUCAUUGUUGUUGUUGUUUUAAUGUAAACAUUUUUAUAUUAAUAUAUAUGUCCAUGUAGUUAAAGAGUACACACUGCUGUAAUUUCAUGUGUAGACUUUUUGCUACAAACAUUGUCUGUUUCUUUUGUUGACAACAAAUUGUUCUUCACCGAAAUGACA
Sardina pilchardus (European sardine) is the source of this 1263-nucleotide messenger RNA. Its product is annotated as histone H2B 1/2. Gene Ontology annotation, molecular function: structural constituent of chromatin; DNA binding; protein heterodimerization activity. Bases 18 to 392 code for a protein of 124 amino acids. The record is from RefSeq and is a predicted model, not a curated record. The transcript has a single exon. NCBI's taxonomy places the organism in Eukaryota, Metazoa, Chordata, Actinopteri, Clupeiformes, Clupeidae. Gene Ontology annotation, cellular component: nucleosome.